Messenger RNA from Musa acuminata subsp. malaccensis (wild Malaysian banana), 668 nucleotides. RefSeq lists its product as uncharacterized. NCBI's taxonomy places the organism in Eukaryota, Viridiplantae, Streptophyta, Magnoliopsida, Zingiberales, Musaceae. Gene Ontology annotation, biological process: proton motive force-driven ATP synthesis. The record is from RefSeq and is a predicted model, not a curated record. Gene Ontology annotation, molecular function: proton-transporting ATP synthase activity, rotational mechanism.
AGCUCUGCUCCUCGUGGCGCCUCUCCGCUCUCUGAUCUCUACCUCCCCCCUGCUGGAAGAGGGAUGGCAUCUAGACUGCAGCAACUGCGAUCUAAGGCCGUGCAAGCCUCGGAGUUCGUGUCUAAGCACGGAUGCACUUAUUACAAGGAGCUUAUGGAGGAGAACAAGCGGCAUGUCGUUCAACCGCCGACCAUCGAGAAGUGCCAGGAGCUGUCAAAGCAGCUCUUUUACACACGUCUUGCUAGCAUUCCUGUUCGAUACGAGUCAUUCUGGAAGGAGCUUGAUGGCAUGAAGCACAUAUGGAGAAACAGAAAGGAUAUCAAAGUUGAGGAUGUUGGCAUCGCAGCAUUGUUUGGGCUCGAGUUGUAUGCCUGGUCCUGUGUUGGUGAGAUUGUUGGAAGAGGAUUCACUUUUACUGGCUACUACGUUUGAUCCCCUGAUUAUAACGCAAUUAGACAAGCUGUUUGCUUAGAUUUUUUUUUAAAUUUUUGGCUUUUCCAUAAUGAAUCUUUUGCCUUAAUUUUUUAUUUUGCUCAUAAAUUUAUUAAGCUGCUAGUCAGCUGGACAAAUGUUGAUCCCUAAAUAAUCUGGAGGCAUGUAUCUCUUCUGAGUUCACAAAUAUCUCUGCGAUUGCAGAGACGUCAUUUAUAUGAGCAGGUUGUAUAAAA